Molecule: messenger RNA, 1552 nt
Organism: Gossypium raimondii (Peruvian cotton)
Lineage: Eukaryota; Viridiplantae; Streptophyta; Magnoliopsida; Malvales; Malvaceae
Product: nudix hydrolase 20, chloroplastic
Exons: 10
Coding region: 166-1314 (382 amino acids)
Molecular function (GO): 8-oxo-dGDP phosphatase activity
Source: RefSeq, a predicted model, not a curated record
GACCAAUUGACCAUGGACCAACGAGAAAAUUUAACCAAAAUGUUUGAUUUUCUUUAACGGUGUCGUUCGCAACGUUCUUUUCACAGUUUACCUCCGCCGACAAUCCAUCCAUCUUCCAUCGCGUUCCCCCCCCCCCCAAAUGCAAGCUUCGCCGGCGGCGCUUCAAUGGCCAGCUGCUGCACUGCUAAAUUCCGAUUCUCAAUCUCAUCUUGCCGCGCCGCCCGGUCCCCUCGGCCGUUUCCCGGCAGUUUAAUACAUUCAUUUCCGCUCUUUCACUCUCCUUUCGCUCGCCCAAUGAAACCCACAAAUCUCCGUUCUGUCUCAGCUUCAACCGAAGUUUCUGCCGGCGCCGCCUCUUCCACUCCCACUUUCUCUUGGAACGACGUCGUUCGCGUCUCUCAACCGGAGUUUAAUCCCAACGAUUCUUCCAAUCUCCGAGGUUUCUUCGAUAAAAUCAAAGCUUGCAACCGUGGCGCUGAAUUGCAAUCUGAGUUCCUUCCUUUUGUUGUCGAAGACCAAAUUGUUGGCUACAUACAUAAAGGUUUUGCUGAAAAUUUAAGGAGUUUUGAGGACGUUUUUAUAUUAUCUAAAGAUAAUUGUGAUGGAGGUAAAGUGAUGUUGCAUCAAUCAUUAAAAUCGGCCGAUGAUCGAACUAGAGCUGUAGGAGAAGUGAUCAAAUGCUUAGCUGAAAAUGAAUUGAUUCCAGGUAUAAGGAAUGAGUUGUUCCCUGUGACAUCAUCGUAUGGUGCCCCGGUUUUUUUCUCCCUUGAGCGUGCCGCUGCACCUUAUUUCGGAAUAAAGGCUUAUGGUGUUCACAUGAACGGAUAUGUUGAAAAAGACGAGCAAAAAUUUCUAUGGCUAGGAAAGAGGAGUCUCGUGAAGUCUACUUUUCCUGGAAUGCUUGAUCAUCUAGUUGCUGGAGGACUGCCUCAUGGAAUUGCUUGUGGGGAGAAUCUUAUCAAGGAAUGUGAAGAGGAAGCCGGAAUACCAAGAACCCUAUCCAGUAGAGCUAUAUCGGUUGGUGCUGUUUCAUAUUCAGAUAUCGAUGGGCACAGAUUCAAGCGAGAUGUUCUAUUCACUUAUGAUUUAAAACUCCCCGAAAGUUUUGUACCAAAUAAUCAAGAUGGAGAGGUAGAAAGCUUCAAGUUGAUCCCUGUGAAACAUGUUGCUAAUAUCAUAAAAAGGACAGAUUUUUUCAAGACCAAUUGCAACAUCGUCAUAAUCGAUUUCCUGUUCCGACACGGGUACAUAACUCCCGAAUGUUUUGGAUAUUUGGAUCUUCUUCAAAGUUUGAAGAGCGGAGAUUGCUCGUAAAUAUACUUAAAAAGACUUACAUAUAAGCAAUAAAAGGCGAAAGAUUGAAGAACCAGCGAUCUCCGAGCUGCUUGAUCACCCAGUAUUCUAUCUGAAAUACCUGCAAGCAAAAACAACGAUAAGCGAGAGGCACGAGCAACUCUAGAUACGACAUGGUUACACGAUAUGAAUACAUUACAUGAACGUGUUACAAGAUUCAUAUAACAUGAAUUAUUAUUAUUCAUCCUUUGAACUGUUA